UUUUUAUCUACCUAAAUAGAUAAAACUGAAUUUUCUUUAAAUAGGGCACAAUCUUUAUAAGCAGUUUAGGCAUUAAAAAUAAAGGAUUUAAUAAUUUAUUUCAUUUGAGAUAAAGAUAAAACUUUCUCUUUCUGCGAGCCAAGGAAGUACGCCACUGGAUUUAUGACGAUUAGGUAACCAGUACAACUACACUUAUACAGCUGUUCCACGACGUACGCAUCGUCCUCGUCCAGUUAGUUAUAUUUUUUUAAAUAAAAAUUACGUUCGACCAAGAUCUGAUUCGCGUUGCCAAAAAUAAAUUUAGUAACGACAGAGAGUAACUAUCAAUAAGAUGCAACCUUUCGCCGGUUUAGUUAAAACCACCAUUCCAAAUUAUCUCUCUGGAUUACCAAUUCCGGACUCGAUCGGUGGAUGGUUUAAAUUAGGGUUUAAGGAUUGGCUUGCAUUAGUACCGCCUACCGCAGCCUUAGCUGGUUGCGGUUAUGUCGCUUAUCGAGCAUUUUGUCCUCAUGGAAGACCCCAACCUUGUGGAAAAGUUAACCCUUCUAUUCAAAAAAAUAACCCUAAGGUAGUAGAUUCAGUUGAUGUUGAAGAUAUUGCAGAUAAAGCCGCUUUUUGUCGAUGUUGGAGAUCGAAGAAGUGGCCUUAUUGUGAUGGUUCACAUGGAACUCAUAACAAAGAAACAGGAGAUAAUGUUGGUCCCGUUGUUGUUAAACGAGAAAAGUAAGAUUUGAAUAAUAUAUACAGAUUAGUAAAAAUUGUAUAGUGGGUGCUAACAUGAAUUUGAAGGUUCUUUUCUGAUUUAUUUUUCUAUUUUAAAUCUAUUAAUUUAUCUAUAUUGGUGGGAAACUCUAUAUAAUUGCUGUAUAAAUAAAUUUUUUUUGAGACUUAA
Molecule: messenger RNA, 892 nt
Organism: Onthophagus taurus
Lineage: Eukaryota; Metazoa; Arthropoda; Insecta; Coleoptera; Scarabaeidae
Gene: Cisd2
Product: CDGSH iron sulfur domain 2
Biological process (GO): regulation of autophagy
Cellular component (GO): intracellular membrane-bounded organelle; mitochondrial outer membrane
Molecular function (GO): 2 iron, 2 sulfur cluster binding
Source: RefSeq, a predicted model, not a curated record